This is a messenger RNA of Opisthorchis viverrini, 2318 nucleotides long. RefSeq lists its product as hypothetical. The coding region runs from base 45 to 1601 and encodes 518 amino acids. Lineage: Eukaryota; Metazoa; Platyhelminthes; Trematoda; Opisthorchiida; Opisthorchiidae. The transcript has 6 exons. Gene Ontology annotation, molecular function: GTPase activator activity. The record is from RefSeq and is a predicted model, not a curated record.
GUAAGAUCCAGCUUGGUCCGGUGCCGGCAGUCCAUGAGGCUUUCAUGAUGCAGGAGCGCAACUUAAAGAUCCUGCGCGCCAUGGUUGCGCAUGAGGAGAACAGAUUCUGUUUUGAUUGCCACCAGAGAGGACCAACGUAUGUCAACAUCACCGUAGGUUCUUUUGUUUGCACCACAUGCGGAGGAGCGUUACGAAAGUAUAAUCACCGAGUUAAAUCUAUAUCGAUGUCCAACUUCUCACAGUCAGAAAUGGAUUUCUUACGCAAACGCGGAAAUAAGGCAUGCAGAAAAAUAUAUUUGGCGCUGAGUGACGAUCAGGGAUUCGUGGAGAAGGAACUAGGAGAUGCUGCUCGUGAUGAGUAUCUGCGGCAAAAGUAUCAGAUGCAGAAGUGGUACCGUGAGCCAACCGUAGAUCUGGAUACCGAGGCAAUUCAAGAAAAUCAGCAAAUAUUAGAUAGAAUCGACCAGGGGGGAUCACAACAAAAAUGCUCGCGUAAUCCACCGACGAACGCCGCUGCUGGUCUGUUACUGCCUUCACGACAGGCUUCGGUGUCGAGCAGCAGCAUAGGCAGUACGUCAUCCGCCUCCCUAGGCCCUCCUGUUUCUGCAAACGGAUUACAGACGCACCCACCUCCUCUAUCUCCACCGCGUUCUGGCCCGUGUUCCGGUGUCCAGUUGGAGUCUUCUCGUUCCACCCUGCUAGUUUCUUCUCCAAAAGCAGUGACCACGGUAGAAGACCCGUUCGCUGCAUUUUCUGUAUCGUCUGCUCCUUCUGGGGUUACAGGUACACAGGAUAAUUUCUUUGCAGACUUUCCGUGGGGUACAGCACCUUCCAUUCCCAGUCCAAAUACCGCUCUAACGAAACCGUUCAGUGAAUCAGCUUGCACUACUACAUUUGAUGUCUUGACUAACGCCCCUUUGAACUCUAAACGAAGUGGUUCUGUUUUCCCGCCAGCUACCCAAACUGGUGACAAGUACGCGGCUCUUGCAGAACUCGAUGGUCUUCUAAAAAACGCGGUUGCGUCAAGUGCUCCGGUGCGCCCCGAAUCUACGACUGUUUUUCGCUUUCCGGGCCCUUCUGCCCCCAUUACCUCACCCAGCGCGCCGUUCGCGCUGUCUUCUGCUUUCCCAACCAGUACUUUCAGUUCAACCCAAAUGAGUCAACAAUCUCAGAACCCAUUUGUCGCUGCUGUGGCGAACACUUCGUCCGUACCCAGACAGUACAGUGCCUCUAAUCCUUUCACCAGUCCUGUUCCUCCGACACCACAAUCUUUCGGCUCUCCCUUUACCACCGCACCAAUCUCAGUUCCACCACUGUCGGCUGUCGUACCCACUCCGCGGAAUCCAUUCUUUUCAGACCACCAACUACGUGCGCAGUGGCCGAGCAACAGUACGAAUCCGUUUUCGACAGCUGAAAAGUCAGGAACUUCUAAUGGGAAGUCAUCAUAUCCGUGGGCUUCGCACUCCAGUGGAGUAUUUAACCCAAGUGACGGUUUGUCGACGAACGGAGUAUUCCCUUCUACAAAAACGGAAGCCCCUUGUCCGAACCCACAGACGGUUUUUGAUCAAUCUUUCUCCGAUUUUGCUCCAUUCGGACGUUGAUUGCCGAUGUAUACAUGAUUGAAUAUCUAUAUCCAUCUUUAUUGAUCUGCCGUCGUUUAGGAUUGCGGUUAUUGUACGAGACUGUUUAAUCUCCCCCUGUCCACUUUCCAGUGCGCUAGUCGUCCCGCUAAUGGAAUGAUCCAUUGCAUUUGUACGUGUUCCAGAUUCCUCACCCAGCUUACACAGCCCCACUCAACCAUUGGCUUCAUUAAACGACCACACCUGGUUCGAACCAACACACACACCGGUUCCCCUGCUUUCCAUCCACUCUACAUUCACUGUGGUCUUUAUCCUUGUGAUGAUUUAUCCUCCGGCCAUACUCCGAAUAGUCAUUUUAAUUUUUAUCAUUUUAUUCAGUGUUUAUUUUUUCUCCUUUUCGUAUAUUUUGUGGGUGCCUGUUCCGAUGCUGUUGCUGUCUCUCUGUCAACACAUCCGUCGCUCACAUUCACCUUGUUCAUGCAACAGCGAACAUUCCACGUCUGAGUGUGUACUCCGACCGAUGCUCCGUUGCACGCCUUCCAUCCACUCACGACGACGUUUCCCCACUCCUGAUUAUUUCUGCACAAUGAGAACAAUUUCAUUUCCAGCGAAGUCACGACGCUGGUUGCGUAGUUUUACUUAUGUCCGUAUGUAUUUUUGAUGCCUAGUUUGUCUAGCUUGUGUCGCCUGUCAGAACAGUUUCUAUGUUGUCGCAGACUUGCAAAGAUACAAUGCCAA